AUGUUUUUCAUUCUUAGUAUCAAUGAUAAAAUAACUGAAAUAUUUGAAGAACUUGAUAAUGAAAUGAAAGAUUUCGAAAAAAAACCAACUGAUCAUUAUAUUGACACAAGUUGUGCUGGGGGUGAUGAUGCUGGUGCAGUUAUUAUCGGUAACACCAUUUAUGUUGGUGAUGAUUUUGGAUUAGAUAUAAAUGCAUUUAAACAUCUUAUGAAUUGA
Molecule: messenger RNA, 216 nt
Organism: Rotaria sp. Silwood2
Lineage: Eukaryota; Metazoa; Rotifera; Eurotatoria; Philodinida; Philodinidae
Source: the annotation of a GenBank genome assembly